AUGGCACAACAAGACACGGCCGCUCCUACUCUGGAGUCUGAAGAAACUUCGGUCAAUGCCCAGGAUGCGACCAUUGAAGAGAACCCGCCAAAGUGGGAGAAGGGGCCGAGGUUCUGGGCUAUCAUGAUUGUCCUCUCUCUCAUCAGUCUCCUCACGUCCCUGGAAGCUACAGUCACAUCGACGAUCAUGCCAUCGGUUGUUGCCGAUCUGGGUGGGGGCGCAGACUUCAUCUGGGUUUCUAACGCAUACUUCUUGACCAUGUAA
Alternaria atra is the source of this 264-nucleotide messenger RNA. RefSeq lists its product as uncharacterized. Bases 1 to 264 code for a protein of 87 amino acids. NCBI's taxonomy places the organism in Eukaryota, Fungi, Ascomycota, Dothideomycetes, Pleosporales, Pleosporaceae. The record is from RefSeq and is a predicted model, not a curated record. The transcript has a single exon.